Penicillium olsonii is the source of this 942-nucleotide messenger RNA. Lineage: Eukaryota; Fungi; Ascomycota; Eurotiomycetes; Eurotiales; Aspergillaceae. The record is from the annotation of a GenBank genome assembly.
AUGAAUACAUUAAAGACCAUUGGACGUGGUGCCUGUGGCACUGUAUGGGCCUCUGAGACAGGGCCUGCCUACAAAAGAGAAGAUGGCAAUCCAGCACGAUCCCUGACAAACGAUUUCACAAUGCACCAACGAGUACUCCAAAGCCAAACAUUUCUCACAAACUCCAUCCCAUCAACACAGCUCGCGAUCCAAAUCCCGUUGUGCCACAAUUUCAUCAAACCGGAGGACGAAGAGUGGUGGUUUCAAAAUCACGAUAUAUUCCCCCAAGGCCACACACCUUGCAACAUGAUUGAAAGCCAACGAAUCCCAGCAUUUGAAGAAUCGACUCGGACUCUGCUGAUUCAAAAGUUCUGUCCAGAGGAGAUCAAACAGGUUAUCAUGGACAGUGAGCCAGAUCGAGAUUGUUUAAUCCGCCCGUAUCUCGGCAGACGUCGAACCCAUUCUCCAAGUUCUCAAACAUCUUCACGAUUCAGAGCAUUCUCAUUGCGAAACUAUCCACUGCAUGAGGAUCAGAUGGAAGAGCUGGGCAUUUCGACCGACGAUAUUCAGCACUAUGCCCGAAUCAUGGCAGACGCUCUCGCCAUGAUGCAUUGGGUUGCUAGGAUAGAUGCCAGCGAUGUCGAAUUUGUCCUCGCACCUCCACAUCACAACGGUCACCGUAUCGAGAAUUUGUUGGGAGAUCAUGCCAUGUGGCUGCUGGACUUUGAUGUGUGCCGGGAUAUGAGUAUGGAUAUCAACGGCGUUGAACAGGCCGUGAAGGCAUUCUGGAGGAAUGACCCGUUCUAUCCUCGGCCAGGGAAGGCUCUCUGGAAGAUAUUCCGCGAACAAUAUCUUUCUACCAGCAAAGACUGCGUGAAUCUCUGCCGAAGUGAAGAGAAAGCCCGGCUAGAUUCCUUGCCGAUAUUGUUUAUUGAGCUGGUGGAAGCGCAGGGAACACAGUGA